Molecule: messenger RNA, 4154 nt
Organism: Cavia porcellus (domestic guinea pig)
Lineage: Eukaryota; Metazoa; Chordata; Mammalia; Rodentia; Caviidae
Gene: Tbc1d14
Product: TBC1 domain family member 14
Exons: 14
Coding region: 174-2258 (694 amino acids)
Source: RefSeq, a predicted model, not a curated record
CGCGCGCUGCUGUCGGCCGCGCGCCGCUCGCGCGCACCUGUCGCCGUCCCCUGCCUGCCUAGCGGUGGCGUCCCCAGCCCCGCAAGUUGCGGGUUGGCGCGGCCGGGGCUGCAGGCCGGCAGGCCCGGGGAUGGCGUCGGAGCCGCGCUGACUCCGUUUCUCCUGGGACCAAGAUGACUGAUGGAAACUUCUCGUCCUCUACCAAUGGCGUAGCCUUGCUGGGCAUUCUGGACAGCCGGCCGGGAGACUCCCUCCAGGGUGUGCAGCACUCGGGCAGCAGGGUGCCCAGAUCGCUCUCGGCACCGGAGUACAGGCCCAAGCUGAAGCUCAGUGCUCCGGAGGACCGGGACAGCCUCCAGUCGGUGGACUCGGGCAUCCCGACGCUGGAGAUCGGCAACCCCGAGCCCGUGCCCUGCAGCACGGUGCACGUGAAGCGGAAGCAGUCGGAGUCUGAGGUGGUCCCCGAGCGGGCCUUCCAGAGUGCGUGCCCGCUGCCAUCCUGUGCACCCCCAGUGCCCGGCGGCACAGAGCGGGAACAGGCCGUGCGGAAGUCCUCCACCUUCCCCCGCACAGGCUACGACUCGGUGAAGCUCUACAGCCCCAACUCCAAGGCCCUGAGCCGCAGCGAUGAUGUCUCAGUGUGCAGUGUCUCCAGCCUCGGCACGGAGCUGUCCACCACACUGUCUGUCAGCAAUGAGGACAUCCUGGACCUCAUGGUCACCAGCAGCUCCAGUGCCAUUGUGACCCUGGAGAAUGACGAUGACCCACAGUUCACUGACGUCACGCUGAGCUCCGUCAGGGAAGCCAGCGACGCGGCCCAGCCGGGCGGUGUGGAGGACCCGGAGGAGGAGCGGAGGAAGGCAAGGCUGCUAGGACCCCUCAGUCAGUUCUUCACCAGGAAUUUGCUUGCUAGAAAACAAAAUGCAAGACUUGACAAACAAAAUGACUUGGGAUGGAAGUUGUUUGGAAAAGUACCGCUCCGAGAGAAUGCUCAGAAAGAUUCAAAGAGAAUCCAAAAGGAAUAUGAAGACAAGGCGGGAAGACGUAGCCGGCCACCUUCGCCGAGGCAGAAUGUGAGGAGGAAUCUUGAUUUUGAGCCACUUUCCACCACUGCCCUCAUCCUGGAAGACAGACCAGCCAACCUCCCCGCGAAGCCGGCCGACGAGGCGCAGAAGCACAGGCAGCAGUAUGAGGAGAUGGUGGCGCAGGCCAAGAAGCGAGAGCUCAAGGAAGCCCAGCGCAGGAAGAAGCAGCUGGAGGAGCGGUGCCGAGUGGAGGAGGGCAUCGGGAACGCCGUGCUCACCUGGAACAACGAGAUCCUGCCCAACUGGGACACCAUGUGGUGCUCACGGAAGGUUCGAGACCUGUGGUGGCAGGGAAUCCCGCCCAGCGUCAGAGGCAGAGUCUGGAGCUUAGCCAUCGGCAACGAGCUCAACAUCACUCAUGAGCUCUUUGACAUCUGCCUGGCACGGGCCAAGGAUCGGUGGCGGUCUCUCAGCACGGCCGGUGCUGAGGCGGACAGUGAAGAUGCUGGGUUCCCUGCAGCAGACAGGGAGGCCAGCCUGGAGCUCAUCAAGCUGGACAUCUCCAGGACGUUCCCCAGCCUCUGCAUCUUCCAGCAGGGCGGCCCAUACCAUGACAUGCUGCACAGUAUUUUGGGCGCUUACACUUGCUACCGGCCGGAUGUGGGUUAUGUGCAGGGCAUGUCCUUCAUAGCUGCAGUGCUGAGCUUGAACCUGGACACUGCCGACGCCUUCAUCGCCUUUUCUAACCUCCUGAAUAAGCCCUGUCAGAUGGCGUUCUUCCGGGUGGACCAUGGCCUUAUGUUGACCUAUUUUGCCGCAUUCGAGGUGUUCUUUGAGGAAAACUUGCCGAAAUUAUUUGCUCAUUUCAAGAAGAACAACUUGACUCCAGACAUCUACCUGAUCGACUGGAUCUUCACCCUGUACAGCAAGUCCCUGCCCCUGGACCUGGCCUGCCGCAUCUGGGACGUGUUCUGCCGGGACGGGGAGGAGUUCCUCUUCCGCACUGCCCUAGGCAUCCUCAAGCUGUUUGAGGACAUCCUGACCAGGAUGGACUUCAUCCACAUCGCCCAGUUCCUCACGCGGCUGCCUGAGGACCUGCCGGCGGACGAAGUGUUUGUGGCCAUCGCCACUGUCCAGAUGCAGAGUCGCAACAAGAAGUGGGCGCAGGUGCUGGCCGCGCUGCAGAAGGACAGCCGGGAGCUGGAGAAGGGAAGCCCCUCGCCCAGGCACUGAUUCUGGGGACGCCGGGCGUCCAGACCGAUACCCGGUCGCGGAGCAGCCGUGUCCUGUGGGUCCCGACACCAGAGCUGGCCUUAAACACCCAAGGCAAAAGCGCUCUGAGGGAUGGAAGCCCAGGCGCUCUGCCCUCUCUCCUUCAUUAAAUCUCCACACUGUGACGCCAGUGACCAGGAAGUAGAUGACAGUUCUUAAGCAGGGCCCACGAGUGACAUUCCGCAUGAGGCCUCUGAGCUGCGGCCAGCCACGUUUUGGGUAAGGGUGGAGUUGUUGGUGUCGAUUCGGAGGUCUCUUCAGCGCUGGAGGAGGUCACAUUGGAAAACCCAGGAACCAAAGACAGUGCCAGGAGCCGGGCCCUGCCUUGCCAGCAGGUGCUGGCGAGUCCACCUGAGUCCACCUGGGCUUGCUGUGGCCAUGGGGAGCUGUGUGCAGGCCGGGCCACCUGCCCAAGGGACAGGGCGGCCGAGGAUGAAGCUAGCUGUGUGCCAGAAGCCUAGGCGGGGAGGCCCGUGUCCGCUCCUGCAGAGGGUCCCCCUCCCUGCCUUGUCCCCCACACCGUGCUCUCCCCGCCCCAUCAGGCUUGAAGAGAUGCACUUCAUAAGCUGCGAUCAGGAUGAGGCCCAGCAGCCUAGUCCAGCCCGGCCUCCUUCAGGACCAUUGGCCCUUUCUGUUGCAAGUUCAUUGGUGAAUUCCGGGGUCUCACUUCUCCUUGAGGCUUCUGAGAACUUUGUGUAAGAAAGUAGAUUAUUGGGAUUCACAGAAACAAAGUUUUCCACAAGCUCAUCCCAAGCACAGGCCAGCGCCGGCAUCUGUGGGGACAUUGCCAAGUGGCUGCCCCACCCGCAAUGCUGCCUGGGUGCAGGAGGCCGGUGCAAGCGCGGGAGUCACUUGCAAGUGCCUGUGUGGCUGCAGGCCACAACUUCCUCAACCAUGGAAGGGGACGUGGGCAGGUGGCCGACCUGUGCCGCCGCCCUCCUGGUGGACUCGGGCAGGUGGCCAAGCCGUGGUCACCCCUGCUCUCUAGUCCCCGUACCCUGUGCCCCCCUCCCUCCUGGAUCCGCUGCUCCCCUGCAUCUCCCAAGUUUCCCAGGAGGCCACAGGGCACCAGGAAGCCGUUUCUGCCCCUACCCCUUCCUGCCACCAGGUAUGGAGUGUCACAGGCCUGGUGGCUGCACUUGCUCGUGGACUGUUAAGUCUGCCCCUCGAUGCGCCACACACCAGACGUGUGUGGGUUUUCUCACUGCAGGGAGAGGCGCUCCCAAGCCAUCUGGAAGGUGGUGGACACCGGUCUCAGGCAUUGCGUCCCCAACCGACUCCAGUGUUCCCCGCCUACGUUUUGAGUUUCCUGUCCCCUGUCCCAGGAGUCUGGUGCACAUUGCAUUUCAAACAGGCUUGCUUGCUGUCUGGAGCACUGACCGCAGCUCUAGUCCAGACCUGGCUUCAUAGCCUGUUCAGGGAUUGCAGGCUCAGACGUGUCCCUGGCCUUGGCCCUGGCCCUGUCCCCUGUGCAGAGUGGUGCUGGUCUGGUGGCAGCCGGGGUCUGUGUCCUGACAGUGUGGCAAACCAGAAAUGGAUACCCAGGCGCUGCCCUCCUGAGCUGAAUCCACUUCGUUCCUGGCUGGUAAGGCUGGGACCUCAGGUUGGGGCCACACCUCGCCCUCUGCCUGUCCCUGCAGUCCCUGGGACAGUGUGCACCCCUGGGGUACUUUGUAACUGCUGGGGUUGUGACUUUCAAAUCUUUGGCUGGUAGAAAAAUCCUGGUAACACUUCCUACAUGCCAUGUUUUAAUUGCUUGUACAGUAACCUUUAAUCUUAUUUAGUAACGUGUAUCAAAGUAGGACUUUUGAAUUGUAAAUAUGUAGUUUUAUUAAAUAAAAGUCAUGUAAAUUGUUA